CACGCAAAUAUAACAGGAGAUAUUUCAGAGCAUAAUAAUUCUUCAAUAGACACCGUGAUGAAUGUUAAAGAAAACUUUUAAGAAAAUCAUAAAAAAGGCUCUGGUUGUCCCAUCUGAUUGUCAAAUGUAGAAUAAGUUAUUUAGAAUGGCAUUAACAAAACCAACAAGUGAAAACAAGAACAAGAACCACGAUGAGGAUAUUCACGAAUUAUGGGACUUCUAUAUGAAAAUUAGACCCACUCAGGUCUGAAUGAUGGGCCCUGACAUUGAACCAAAUGUGAAUGAUAGCUACAACUCUGAUUCAGUUGAUAUGGAAAAACAGGAGCAACUUAGACCGCCUGAUGUUAUUUCGAAUCAACCCUUUGGCUCUUUAGCUUUCGUGGAAGAAACCCAGCCCAAAGAUAUGGACAACCAGGACUGGGAAAACGUUGCGAGCAGUAAGAGUUCGUUAAAGGAGAGCAUAAAUGAGAAAUCUGUGAAAUAUAAGGUAGACGAGUUCUGCAAUGAUACGAGCAUUAAUGCAAUUACGCGUGCCUAUAAGUCAAAGUCCGCUCUCAGGCGCUAUACGUGGAUUGUCAUGUUCAUCACUUCUGUGAUCAUUGUCGUCGUCCAAAGUAGCGCCCUCGUCCAGAAAUACUUCACAUGGCCUUCGGAGGUUAAGGUUGACAUACUUUAUGAUGCUGUCAUAGAGUUUCCCAGCAUUACGGUUUGUAAUCUGAACCCACUGCGACGUUCUCAACUAAGGGACGACGACGAUCAACGUAAAGGUUUCAAAAACUUUGCUACAAAUAGUGAUAUGGACGAAGAGGAUGAGCUUUAUAGCUUGUAUAGCAAAGCUAAGCUUGAACUUCAACAAACUUUAGAGAAUGGUCUUAAUAUUGGUGAACCUCCUCCUGAACCAACCAGCAUCCCCGGUGACCUUGGGCCACCAAGCGCUCCUGCCGGUCCGACCUCUGGUGGCCCUGGGCCAAUAAGCGCUCCUGUCGGUCCGACCUCUGGUGUCCCUGGAGCAACAAGCGCUCCUGCCGGUCCGACCUCUGGUGUCCCUGGAGCAACAAGCGCUCCUGCCGGUCCGACCUCUGGUGGCCCUGGAGCAACAAGCGCUCCUGCCGGUCCGACCUCUGGUGGGCCUGGGCCAACAAGCGCUCCUGCCGGUCCGGCCUCUGGUGUCCCUGGAGCAACAAGCGCUCCUGCCGGUCCGACUUCUGGUGGCCCUGGGCCAACAAGCGCUCCUGCCGGUCCGACCUCUGGUGGCCCUGGAGCAACAAGCGCUCCUGCCGGUCCGACCUCUGGUGGCCCUGGAGCAACAAGCGCUCCUGCCGGUCCGACCUCUGGUGGGCCUGGGCCAACAAGCGCUCCUGCCGGUCCGGCCUCUGGUGUCCCUGGAGCAACAAGCGCUCCUGCCGGUCCGACUUCUGGUGGCCCUGGGCCAACAAGCGCUCCUGCCGGUCCGACCUCUGGUGGCCCUGGAGCAACAAGCGCUCCUGCCGGUCCGGCCUCUGGUGUCCCUGGAGCAACAAGCGCUCCUGCCGGUCCGACCUCUGGUGGCCCUGGGCCAACAAGCGCUCCUGCCGGUCCGACCUCUGGUGUCCCUGGAGCAACAAGCGCUCCUGCUGGUCCGACCCCCGGUGUCCCUGGACCAACAAGCACUCCUGCCGGUCCGACCUCCGAUGACUCUGGACCAACAAGUACCCCUGUCGAUCCGUCUUUAGGCAUACUAGGAUCUGAUUCAGGUGAACUUACUUUUAUUGAAAUCUAUUUUAAGGUUGGUGUUUAUAAAUCAUAA
Owenia fusiformis is the source of this 1786-nucleotide messenger RNA. NCBI's taxonomy places the organism in Eukaryota, Metazoa, Annelida, Polychaeta, Sabellida, Oweniidae. The record is from the annotation of a GenBank genome assembly.